AGGAGGCAUGCCAGACAAGAGUGGCUUGGCUUGGGGAGGUGGUUGUGUACUGUAACCCUCAGGGAGGAGCAAGGGAGGCUGUUCAAACCUGCCUGGGAAUCGGCAUCGCACGGCUCCUCCAUCCAUCCCGGUGAUCCGAGCCCUCUCUCACCUGCUUCCAAAUGGCCACUUACAAGGUCCAGGUGGCCACCGGCAACAUCAUGUUGGCAGGCACCUACAGCAGCGUCUCCAUCGUCCUGGUUGGGACUCGAGGGAAGAGCCACAAGCAGCAGUUGAAUAACCGGGGCCGAGAUUUCGUUCCCGGGGUGGUGGACGAGUAUGAGAUGCAUUGCGCGAGGGACCUGGGAGCACUUCUGCUGGUCCAGCUGCACAAAGAGCCCUACCUGUUCUUCCCCAAAGACAGCUGGCUCUGCGACUAUGUCAAGGUGACGACCCAGCACGGGAAGACCUACCACUUCCCCUCCUACCAGUGGCUGGAGGGCUACGGCACCCUGACGCUGCGAGAGGGAGCAGCCAAAACUUUUGCUGAUGAUUCUGGGAAUUCCAUCCUUUUGGAGCAUCGCAAGGAAGAGCUCAAAAGACGAAAGGAAUCUUACGGGUGGAAAGAUUACGCCCCAGGCUGGCCAAGAUGCGUAAAUGCAGAAAGUACCAAAGACUUGGACUCCAAUUCUAAGUUCACCCUCACCAAGACCACUGUUUUCACCAUGCAUGCUGCCAAGUCGGAACUCGAGCUGCGGUUGAAAGGCUUCUCCAACCUGGAGGGUUCUUGGGAGAGUCUUGACGACAUUGGGAAAGUCUUCUGGUUCAAGAAGACCCCUGUCACAGAGUAUGUUGCAGAUCAUUGGCGGGAUGACGAUUUCUUUGGCUACCAGUAUCUGAACGGGGUCAAUCCUGUGGUGAUUCAGAAAUGCACCAAGCUCCCGGCUAACUUUCCGGUCACCCAGGAGAUGGUGGCUGGGUCCCUGGGGGAUUCCACCACCCUUCAGGAAGAGCUGAAGAAAGGGAACAUCUUCAUCACAGACUACAAAAUUCUUGAGGACAUCCCAACAUGCCUUCUGAACGGUAAACCCCAGUAUCUGGCAGCGCCCCUCUGCCUGCUGCACCUCAACCCUCAAGGAAAGAUCAGGCCGCUGGCAAUACAGCUCAGUCAGACCCCAGGCCCCGAGAGCCCCAUUUUCCUGCCCAGUGACCCUGAAUGGGACUGGACGCUUGCUAAGAUCUGGGUGAGGAUGGCCAACUUCCAUGUCCAUGAGGUCAACACCCACCUUCUGGAAGCACACUUCCACUGCGAGGUCUACACCAUGGCCACCCUCCGCCAGCUCCCCAUGUGCCACCCUGUCUACAAGCUCCUGAUACCUCACACCCGGUACACGCUCCACAUCAACACCUUGGCCCGCACCAGCCUUAUACAGCCAGGAGGGGUAUUUGAUAAGGCGACUGCAACGGGCCGCGAUGGGAUGUUGAAAUUGCUUGCCAAAGGAGUGCAGGCCUCCAGCUAUACUGCCCUUUGCCUCCCAGACGACCUUGAAAGAAGAGGAGUAGCCUCUUUGCCCAAUUACUACUUCCGGGAUGAUGGAAUGAAGAUCUGGACUGCCAUACAGAAGCUGGUCUCUGGCAUUGUUGGCCUCUACUACAAAUCGGAUGCUGCCGUAAAGGAGGACCCCGAACUGCAAGCCUGGGUGUGCGAAAUUUUCACAGAAGCUUUCCUGGGCCUGAAGUCGUCUGGUGUCCCUUCUACCUUGGAAACCACGGAGGAGCUGGUCAAGUUCCUCACCAUGAUAAUCUUUUGCUGUUCUGCGAGGCACGCAGCCGUCAACAGUGGGCAGUUUGAUUUCGCUGCCUGGAUGCCCAACACACCAGCCACCUUGAGACAGCCUCCCCCCCAAACCAAGGGCACCGCAACCUUGAAGAGCAUCUUGGACACCUUGCCCGAAGUGAACUCCACCUGUGCACUUCUCUCUCUGCUUUCAGUUGUGAGCUAUGAGCCGGGCGACCUGAGACCACUGGGCUACUACCCCGAUCAGCACUUCACAGAAGAGGAGCCUCAAAAGCUGAUUGCCGAAUUCCAGGCGCGCCUAGCCGAGAUCUCAAAGGAAAUCAAUCAGAGGAAUGAGCAACUUCCCAUUGGCUACCUCUAUUUGAACCCUUCCGAAGUCCAGAACAGCGUCUCCAUAUAAAGGGGUUCCACCUAACCUGUAUAAACCCUGCAGCAUCCUGGGAAUUGCGGGCCCAGAAUGCUAAGGCAAGAAGAACUCCUUUGGGGAUCAGAACAUCCAGAUUUGGAUAUAUUAUGCAAAUAAGGCCCAUGCACACUAUGCUAUUUCAUUUACAGUCUGCAAGCAUUAUUGUUACUAUUAUUUGGAUUUAUUUCAGGGAAAUUUUCUUUCCAGGGCUUAGACUGGAGUAACUCUACUUAGGAUUUCACUGUUAGUCACUGCCACAUCAGAUGAGAUAGUUCUCCAUAACAUCCCUAUCCCCGAACGCUCUUCCCUGACUCCACACAUCCACAUGGGGCAUGUUUGAAUCACAUACAUUCCAGUGUGCACAGGGCAGCCACAUCAGUUAUUGAAUUUUAUGCAGGGAAUAGACUGUACAGUUUGGACAUUAUACACGGGAUUAUUAUAUAUAUAUAUGCUCAAUUUGAAAUCAUCACUUGGUAGAUGUUUGGAGGAAGGCAGAGAAAGUAGGUUCUCCCUCCAUACCACUUAAGUGAGUGAUUGUAUCUUCUGAACGGAGGAAUGAGGGGCUAGAGGACUACAAUGAAUGUGUCAGGAAAGAGGGGUUGCACUUCCUCCAAUGAUCCCUGGAAGCCCCACCCCAGAUUGCUUUUGUAUUGUGAGCAUUUACCUUAACCAUGGUCAACCUUUCGUUCAUGAAGAUUAGGGACUUACUUGGGAGUGGAGGGCUUAAAUAUAAAACUCCCAGAAAUCGGCAGUCAGAACAGGACAGGGAAUUGGUACAACAGAGAAAAGCGCAUGUCUUAAUAGUCUGCCCAAAGAGGUCAUGAUGAGUGAGGGAGAACUUGGGUGAAAAUUUUAAAGAAAUAAAAAGAAAGUUCUGAUUCA
Eublepharis macularius is the source of this 3065-nucleotide messenger RNA. Its product is annotated as hydroperoxide isomerase ALOXE3-like. Gene Ontology annotation, molecular function: protein binding; iron ion binding; oxidoreductase activity, acting on single donors with incorporation of molecular oxygen, incorporation of two atoms of oxygen. Bases 162 to 2177 code for a protein of 671 amino acids. Gene Ontology annotation, biological process: lipid oxidation; linoleic acid metabolic process. The record is from RefSeq and is a predicted model, not a curated record. The transcript is spliced from 14 exons. Lineage: Eukaryota; Metazoa; Chordata; Lepidosauria; Squamata; Eublepharidae.